This is a messenger RNA of Habropoda laboriosa, 1048 nucleotides long. Its product is annotated as probable enoyl-CoA hydratase. Lineage: Eukaryota; Metazoa; Arthropoda; Insecta; Hymenoptera; Apidae. Bases 107 to 1048 code for a protein of 313 amino acids. The record is from RefSeq and is a predicted model, not a curated record. The transcript is spliced from 4 exons.
GAAUCAUUCAAACAUUUAAUUGUAAGAGUAACAAUUCAAAGAAGUUUUUGUUGUUUUAUACCAAUAAAAAAGUUUACUGUGUAACUUAUACAGUUAAAUAUUAUAAAUGCAUUCGUUAAAAAGAAUAUUGGGAAUAAUCAAUCCAUACUACAAACAUUCUCUAAAAAGAUGUUUAACUUCUAAGUCGUGUGAGAAUGUAGAAGUCGAGGCAGAGCAAAAAGAAAAAAGUGUUAUAACCGAACAUUUUGAAGAGGUUACUUUAAUUGGUAUAAACCGACCAGAAAAAAAAAAUUGUCUAAAUGUUGCAACCGCACAACUACUGUCAGAUGAGAUAGAUAAAUUUGAAAAUGACGAAAAGUGUGCAAUUGGUGUACUUCAUGGUAUAGGAGGAAAUUUUUGUAGUGGAUAUGACCUUGCAGAAAUUUCACAGUACAAUGGAGAAAAUGAAGAAGUUUUACCACAGUUUGGGCCAUUGGCUAAUAAAAUUGAUUUAUGUAAAAAACCCUUAAUAGCUGCUAUAAGUGGAUAUGCUGUAGGUGUAGGGUUUGAACUUGCUUUAAUGUGUGAUCUAAGGGUAAUGGAGGAAACUGCAGUAAUGGGAUUUUUAAAUAGACGUUUUGGAAUUCCUAUCUUAUGUGGUGGUACUGUUAGAUUGCCAGCUUUAAUUGGGUAUUCAAGAGCAAUGGAUCUCAUUUUAACUGGACGUGGCAUUGAAAUAAAAGAAGCAUUUUCAUGGGGUUUAAUUAAUCGUUGUACAGCUACUGGUACAGCACUGGGUGAUACACUGAAUCUUGCAAAAUCAUUUACAAAGUUUUCUCAAAGAACAUUGCUUGCAGACCGUGCUUCUUCACACUAUGCCACAUUUUCUGCCAAACAAUUAGAAGAAGCUAUACAAUUUGAGAAAGAUAAUGCAUCUCAUUUACUAUUUGAAGAGGGAGUUAAAGGAGCAAAAAUGUUUGUUCAUGAAGGAAUAGGAAGACAUGGAAAAACCUACAAUCUGAAAUCAGUAAAUAGGAUGUUUAAGGAAUUUGAUGAAAAACUUUUAUAA